UCCUGUGUCGUCAUCAACAUGCGACCAAACCUGGAGCGAGAAGUGGGAGAUUCGAAGUAGCAAAACAAGCAACGGUAAUUUCAUAUUUCAUUAAACAAAUGCCAUCUACGAUUAGUUAAAAACGAAAAAGGAAAACCACGACAUCGGAGUAAGCUGUCUAUUUACCACCAGAGGCGGUGUGCUCCCGGUAGAGGCGGUGUGCUCCCGGUAGAGGCGGAGUGCUCCCGGUGAAUUUUUAGCAGCAUGGCGACCCCCAGUAAGACCCCGCCAGGUUCUGACCCCAAGCAGCUGGAGAGGACCGGGACGGUCCGGGAGAUCGGCUCUCAGGCGGUGUGGUCUCUGUCUUCCUGUAAACCAGGUUUUGGUGUGGACCAGCUGAGAGAUGAUAACUUGGAGACAUACUGGCAGUCUGAUGGAUCCCAGCCACACCUAGUCAACAUCCAGUUUAGGAGAAAGACCACAGUGAAGAUGUUGUGUAUGUAUGCAGACUACAAGUCAGACGAGAGCUACACCCCCAGUAAGAUCUCUGUCAGAGUAGGAAACAACUUCCACAACCUGCAGGAGAUCAGACAGUUAGAGAUGGUAGAGCCUAGCGGUUGGAUCCACAUCCCCCUUCUGGACACAGUCAACAACCCCAUCAGGACGUUCAUGAUCCAGAUAGCUGUGUUAGCCAACCACCAGAACGGCAGAGACACGCACAUGAGACAGAUCAAAGUGUAUACCCCCGUGGAGGAGAGCUCCAUCGGCAAGUUCCCAAGAUGCACCACGGUCGACUUCAUGAUGUACCGCACCAUCAGAUGACACUGAGGGUUCCGGGUGGAACCUCCUCAGGGUUCCGAAUAGAACUUUCCAGAGUUCCGGGUGGAACCCUUAAGUGUACAGUGGUGACAAAUAAGGGAAUUGGAAUGCUAAGUUUUUUUUUUUAAGUGAAAUAUUAUUCUAAUUUUCAAGUUAACCUGAAAUCCUUUUCAUUUAAGAAUUAAAUGUAGCCAAUCAAUGUAUUAUGGUCUCGGUCUGUAUCCCAAAUAGCACCCUAUUCCCUAUAUAGUGUACUACUUUAGACCAGAGCCCUAUUCCCUAUAUAGUGUACUACUUUAGACCAGAGCCCUAUUCCCUAUAUAGUACACUACUUUAGACCAGAGCCCUAUUCCCUAUAUAGUGUACUACUUUAGACCAGAGCCCUAUUCCCUAUAUAGUAGACUACUUUAGACCAGAGCCCUAUUCCCUAUAUAGUGUACUACUUUAGACCAGAGCCCUAUUCCCUAUAUAGGCUCUGGUAUAAAGUAGUGCACUAUAUAGGGCCCUGUCUAAAGUAGUGCACUAUAUAGGGAAUAGGGCUCUGGUCUCUCUGUGUGUUAUUGAUGUUGUUAAUUCCAUAUUAGUCUGAUGGCCUUUCGGUUGGUGUCUGAUGUGAAGAUGAUUUGCAGACUUCAGCGAGACCAUUUAAGGUUUUACUCCCCGUGUGACUAGACCUGCUGUCUGACUGGGAAUGAAUGUCAAAUGUAUGUAUGUAUCUCUCUGUCUGUUGUUGAAUUAAAUGUAUUUUGAGUUUGA
Messenger RNA from Oncorhynchus nerka (sockeye salmon), 1554 nucleotides. It is a transcript of the gene anapc10, whose product is annotated as anaphase promoting complex subunit 10. Gene Ontology annotation, biological process: anaphase-promoting complex-dependent catabolic process; protein K11-linked ubiquitination. The record is from RefSeq and is a predicted model, not a curated record. Gene Ontology annotation, cellular component: anaphase-promoting complex. Lineage: Eukaryota; Metazoa; Chordata; Actinopteri; Salmoniformes; Salmonidae. Bases 244 to 801 code for a protein of 185 amino acids. The transcript is spliced from 7 exons.